AUUGUUGCCUUUUAUGUACAAAACUGAGUGCGACCUGGUCUCUUGGAGAAGUUUUGCCGUUUGGAUUCGUGCUGGAAGAAGUGCAACUUCAACAAAAUUAAAUAGGGUUAAAUGUCCUAAUACUUCUUACUAAGAAGAAGAGAUGGUGCUUCGAGCUAUGUCUCGAGCUUUAUAUUUCGUCAUAGUUCUGUCAUUAUGGUUUGGAGAGGAGACGAUCGCAGAGCGAGCAGGCUGCAAGAAUGUCCACUAUGACUUGGUCUUUCUGCUGGACACUUCCUAUAGUGUGGGCAAGGAGAAUUUUGAAAAGGUCAGGCAGUGGGUGGCCAACUUGGUGGACACUUUUGACAUCGGUCCUGAUAAAACCAGGGUAGCGGUUGUAAGUUACAGUGACAAGCCACACACUGAGUUCAACUUAGGUGCCUAUGAAAACACAGAAGAUAUCAAGCAGGCUGCAGCAAGCAUCAGGUAUCGACGUGGGAACACCAUAACUGGGGAAGCCAUUGGCUACAUCACUUUGAAUAGCUUCUCACAAUGGGAAGGCGGAAGACCCAAUAAUCCGAACAUCCAGAAAGUAGCAAUCCUCCUGACUGAUGGCAGAAGCCAAGAUGAAGUCUUGCCAAAUGCCACUUUGGCUCACUCUGCUGGCAUCAGGCUCUUCGCUGUGGGAGUUGGUGAUGCCCUUGAGGAGGAACUGGAAGAGAUUGCUUCCGAACCCAAAUCUGCUCACAUGUUCCAUGUUACUGAUUUCAAUGCCAUAGACAAGAUCCGAGGAAUACUACGGCAGAGAUUAUGUCAAAAUGUUUUGUGCCCUAACGUUAGAUUGGAGGGGAAUCACUACAACACAGCAAAGAAGGCCUCCUCUAAUGUCCCAGGGUUUGACCUAAUGGAGCUGUUCCACGUGAGAAGCAUUAUUGAAGUGAGGAAUGGAGGAUAUGUUCGCCUUGGAAAAAUGCCCAUAGUUCAAAUGACAAAAGAUGUGUUUCCUCAAGGUCUGCCUGAUGAAUAUGCCUUUGUUGCUACAUUUAAGUUCCGAAAAUCCUCACGAAGAGAAGACUGGUACAUUUGGCAAAUUAUCGACAAAUAUGGAAUUCCACAGGUAUCCAUUCGUUUGGAUGGUGAAAACAAAGCUGUGGAAUAUAAUGCAGUGGGACUGAGGAAAGAUGCUGUGAGGACUGUAUUCAGAAACAGAGAAGUCAGCAGCUUGUUUGAUCGCAACUGGCACAAGAUGGCACUGAGUAUUCAGUCGGAUAGUGUUUCCCUCUACAUCGACUGUAAGCUCAUUGAUACCCUGCCAAUGGAAGAACGGGAGAACAUUAAUAUCCAAGGAAAAACAGUCAUUGGCAAACGCCUGUACGACAGUGUUCCAAUUGAUUUUGACCUGCAGCGGAUUGUAAUUUAUUGCGAUGCGAAGGAUGCGGAGCUGGAGAACUGCUGUGAUCUACCCAGCAACCCAUGCCAGAUUACACUUGUCACUCAACAACCUUUAUUGGAGAUUUCAAUACCUCCACACCCACCUGCCGAGGUAGACAGUACAAAGGCGGUCAACUGUACUUGUACUAAGGGUGAGAAGGGUGAUCAGGGCUUCCCUGGUUUUCAAGGACCCAGAGGCCCAAAGGGAGAACCUGGCAAAAUGGGAACAUAUGGUCCUAAAGGACAGAAAGGAGAACCGGGCAGAAUAAGCUAUACUUCAGUGGAGCAAGGUGAAAAGGGAACAAUAGGCUUCUCUGGUUUACCUCGAAAGGAAGGAAGCAAAGGAGCUAAGGGUGACCCUGGUAUUAAAGGAGAGGCAGGUCCACCAGGUGAGAAGGGUGAAAAGGGAGACCAGGGUUUUCCUGGAGAACAGGGUUUCCGAGGUGCAACUGGACCACCUGGUAUAAAGGGUGAUCUGGGCCAGAAAGGAUCCCGUGGAGAGAAGGGUGAUCAUGGUCUUGAUGGAUUUCCUGGAAAAAUCGGUCUUCCUGGAGAAGUGGGUGCAACAGGUUUUCCAGGACUUCCUGGGGACAAAGGGGAAAAAGGAGAAGCUGGACCUCCAGGCCUACUUGGGAGUGUGGUGGAGGAUCUUGGUUACUUAAAAGGAGAACGAGGUGAGCCAGGACCUCGAGGCCUUCCAGGUAUAGCAGGUCCUCAGGGACCUGUGGGCCCUCCUGGUCUGGAUGGCAUUGCUGGAAAACCAGGUCCACAAGGUCAAAGGGGAAGAAAGGGUGACCGAGGCCUGCCAGGUUUACAGGGAAUCACUGGAGACCCCGGUAUUAAAGGAGAAGCUGGUAGUCCAGGAGCACCAGGACAUCCUGGAGAACAGGGGCUACCAGGUGAAAUUGGAUUUCCAGGAAAACCAGGAUCAAAAGGAAAACCGGGUCCACCUGGAAUAGAUGGGAAAAGUGGUUUACCUGGGCCUCCAGGAGUUAAGGGGCAAGAGGGAGAGCCAGGCCAAGAUGGUUUACCAGGGAGGCCUGGUGAAAAGGGAGAAGCGGGAAGUCCAGGCCUUACUGGACAAAAGGGAGAACCAGGCCUCCCAGGAUCACAUGGACUGCCAGGCUCAAUGGGAUUAAAAGGGGAAAAGGGAGAACAAGGAGAUCGAGGUGCAAUUGGUCCAAAAGCAGAGAAGGGUGAAAAGGGAUCUAUUGGACCCCCUGGUUCUCCAGGCUUACCAGGGACGGCACUUGAUGGCUUUCCUGUACCUGGGAUACCGGGCUUGAAUGGAGAGAAAGGAGAAAAAGGAGCCCCUGGAGAGCCAGGAGAGCCUGGAUCCCACGGAACACCAGGUGAAAGGGGACAACGAGGAAUUCCAGGUUCAAAGGGUCAGCAGGGUAAUCCUGGACCUCCUGGGAUUCCAGGGGAAAAAGGAGAAAUGGGUCUAAUUGGAAGACCAGGCCCACAUGGGGUCCCAGGAAAUGUGGGAAUCCCUGGAGUGGCGGGUCCUCCAGGCAAAGAUGGUCUCAGAGGUGAAAAAGGGGAACCUGGUAAAGAUGGUGACCCAGGAGUGCCUGGAACGCCCGGUAACCCUGGGCCAGCUGGAAUUCCUGGACCACCAGGUGAAAGUAUAACCGGGAAAACAGGCCAACCUGGUACACCUGGAUUACCAGGACCCCAAGGACCCAAGGGUGAUCCAGGGGAUCCUGGAAUACCAGGGAUGACUGGUGAAAAGGGACCUCCAGGUGAAGGAAUCCCUGGACCAUCAGGCUCUGCAGGACAACAGGGUGAACGAGGUCAUCCGGGUCCACGAGGUCCACCUGGAUUCAGAGGCCAAAUUGGGCCCCCAGGAAAUGAUGGCUUACCCGGUGCUAGAGGAGAUCCGGGACUUCCAGGAAAGCCUGCAUCAUUACCUCUUAUUUCCAGGAGAGAGAUAGAAGGCAUGGCCAAGGAGUUGUGUACUAGCUGUCCAGCAGGUCCACCUGGAUUACCAGGAGUCCCUGGAUUACCAGGAAGUAAGGGCCAUCCAGGUCUCCCUGGCAAAGUUGGAAAAGAUGGAUUAAGGGGAGACCAAGGACUACCAGGGCCACCAGGACCACAAGGUCCAGAGGGAAAAAUGGGUAGCAAAGGAGAACGUGGUUUGCCUGGUUCAUCUGGUGAAAAGGGAGAACAGGGUAAUCCAGGAUUACCAGGGUACCCUGGACCACCUGGUGAUCUAGGCCAAGCUGGAGCUGAUGGUAUUCCUGGAUCUCCUGGUGCACCAGGUCUACGAGGAGAGAAGGGAAAAGAUGGUGCUCCAGGAAUCCAAGGUCCACCAGGAUUGAUAGGACCACCUGGACUUCCAGGAAAAAAUGGAAAAGAUGGUAAACCUGGACGUGCUGGAGAGCCGGGGAGGCCAGGUAUCCCUGGACCUCCUGGCAGGAAUGGACUCCGCGGAAUCCCAGGUUUUAAAGGCCAGAGGGGUGCAGAUGGUUUGAUUGGUCCGAGAGGGGAAACCGGGAUGGCCGGGCCACCAGGUCCACCAGGUAUACCUGGAAAGGAUGGAGAACAAGGACCUAUGGGAUCUCAAGGUCCUCCUGGUUUGAGAGGUGAUCAGGGUAAACCUGGCCCUUCUGGACCUGAAGGAAAGCCCGGUGAACCAGGUCUACCGGGACCAAAGGGUUCAAAAGGAUCAAAUGGAGAUCCAGGGUUUCCAGGAGUUCUAGGGCUACCAGGAUCUCGUGGUCCUCCAGGAGAGACAGGAGCUCCAGGCAAGACAGGAUAUCCUGGCAAACCUGGUGAACAGGGGUCCAAAGGAGAAAGGGGUGACCGGGGUUUUAAAGGUGAAAAAGGAAACCAGGGUGAGAAAGGACAAUCUGGUGAUCCAGGCCUCCCAGGAAUAAAAGGACAUACUGGAAUAAUGGGUCCAACUGGGCCUCCUGGAGAACGAGGUCCAACUGGCCCACCAGGUCAACCAGGUUCUCCUGGCUUACCUGGGGAAAGAGGUGAGCCACCUUCAUCUGAGUAUUUGAGAAGACUUAUAAGGGAAGAGCUGUCGAAGCAGCUUGAUGCUCGGUUGUCCUAUCUCAUGUCUCAGUUUCAACCAGUUUCCGUUAAGUCAACACCUGGAAAGCCAGGGCCUCCUGGUCCACAAGGGAAUGAUGGAUUUCCAGGGAGACCUGGUGUUCCAGGGGAACCUGGCCCACCCGGAGAACAAGGUCUGGAGGGAGCCAGAGGACCAGUAGGUCCAAAAGGUGAUAAAGGUGAAAAAGGUGAACCAGGAGCAAUGGGCAUUGGACAGAGGGGUGAUCCUGGCCUGCCAGGCCCUCCAGGCAUCGCUGGAACACCUGGCUAUGGAAAAGAUGGACUGCCUGGUACUCCAGGACCACAAGGAGAGCCCGGCCAACCUGGCAUUGCUGGCGCACAGGGACCGCGUGGGCAGAAUGGAGUCUGUGACCUGGCACAGUGUGCUCUCUAUGCAAGCCUGGCCAGUCGGCCAUCCAAUCAAAAAGGACCUUAAAUCACGAUGCGAAGGAUUAGAAAAAAUUGAAGGAUUGAGGCUGUUGGCUUGAAAUACAAUAACAAUUAGCAGCCUAAACAAAGAUCACUCCAAAUACACUUGCUGCUGGCCAGGUGUGCUUUGAUGCAAGUUCCUGUUCUUUCACUGGAGAUUUGGACUGGAUCCUAGCCAUUAAGCACACAAAUCUUCCUUAUGAAGAUCUGCACCAGCUCUUAAUUGUGACUUAACUGUGUGGUUUUAAAGCUUUCUAACUAUACAUAUUUUCCAAUUCUGCAGCUAUUUUCCACCAGAUUUUCAUCUCAACUACACAGCAAUCUCGUGUGACAUAUAUGGUGCAAUUUACUAUUUCUGGAUUAUUCAAUUGUGCUUGAUUUCAGUGUCGUGAAUAUAUAGUAUAUGAAGUAGAAGUACCACCAAAUGUGUUGAAUUCCACGUAAAAUAUUUAAAAGAAAAUACCUCUUCCACUCACCCUAAAAGGUUAUCCAUCAAACCUCCACUUCAAAAGAGUAUCCUGCCCUUUGCACCUAAAAAUUCAUUUCUGAUCAGUAGCACUAAAUCUGUUAUACAGCAUCAUCCACACAAUAUGUUCUCACUCCAAAAUUUAUUUGAAUAAUGUCAAUGAAACUGAAUUUUAAAGGCAGAGUACAAUGUGUUGACAUUGACUAUAUAACACGUUCAGCAGGGAUAAAUGUCAAAGCAUGUGCUUUUUAUAUCCAUUUCCCAAAUCAGCCAUCCUGUUCAUCUUCACACUGUCACUUUAUUUCCCAUUUUUUUCCAAGCAUUUGGAUGAGCAAAAAGUUGCUCCUCAUUUCUCCUCUUUGAAUUGGGAAAGAAAAAAUACAAAUUGUGGGCCAGAUCUUUAUAAAUGCAUUACAGCAGCUGCAUAUUAGCAAAGGUCAUUAAAUAUUCAUUUAUUUGAAUUUUAGGUGAGAGGCUUAAUGAUCCAAGCAGUUACUUGUUUCCUAAUUGGACUGCAGGAGACAGUAAUUUUAAAAAAAAUGUAAAUAUGUUAUUUUAAACAAAGAGAAAUAAUAUUUGUCCUGGGUAUAUAGCUGUUCUACAUGAGUAGUUAGUUUAAAUUGUUCCACAUCAACAUCAGCAAGCUGCCUUUCCCCAAAUACCAUCCACUGCUCUCCAGCAAAAUGUUGAUGAAGUGCAAUUUGCUGUAAGCUUUUAGGUUUCAAAGUAUGGCAGCAAGUUGUGGCCUUGACCUACUUCUAGCCCACUUAAUCCAUACGGUACCAUUGAUCACCUUAAGGCCAAGAGCAUUCUGGCAUUCAUUCAACACAUGUGAGCAGGUUAGCCAAACACAAUUCUGCCUUUAAAUAUAUUCCACACAAAAUAGUGCGAUUUAUUUCUCUUGCCCUUUAUAAGCAAUUACAUAUUGUUCCACUCUUAAUAUAUCUCAUUUGAGAUUCACUUUCUCAGGACAGAUGGGAUCUAUAUAGCUUGCUGCUUAACUAUGUAUUUAGAGAUUAAGCCUCUUAAUCAUGUAAAUAAACAGUUUUUUUAAAUCAAAGAAUAAUAUCAGUAUUAGGAAGGAUAAGCACAAAAGCAAAUGUAUUUUGAACAAAUAUUACCAGAAUCUAUUAAUUAAAUAAUCAUUUUGAAUCGCCUCACACCAUACCUCAAAUAGGUAACAUAAAAUAUAAAUAAUUUGGCCAAUUCUUUCCAGUCCAUUUUCUCCACAUAACUAGAACGGUGCUGUGCCUCUACCACCACUCACCUACUACCUUAUUCAAGGACUCAUCUGGAGGCAUACAAAAAUGCAACUGUGCUUCUUAAUAUAUGCCCUGCUUUAAAUAUUGAAUCUAGGGGCAACUAUUCAGUUACCACGUUUAACAUUUAGGGUUCAACAAAAGAGAGAAUAAAGGGAAUAAAUAAUGGAUUCUUGGGCAAGUGCUUCUGGGCUAUACCCAUCUAUAUCUUCCAUUAUAUCAGGAAGUUCUAGCCAGAAGUCCUUCCUGUCUCGAAGUGACCUACAGCUGUGAUAAUACUUUAUGUGCCAUUAAUGUAUGUUUUUUUAAACUCCAUUAAUUUGAUUUACAAUUUUAAAUAUUAAGUAAUGCACAAUUGCCUUUUGAGGUUUUUAACAUUUAGGAGGUUCCUAGUCCAAUAUAUCUAAUUUGAUAUUACUUCACAUGACAUGGUAGUGCAAUGAGUAUGACAUAGGCUUAUUUAUUACUGAGGUAUCGUGAAAAGGAAUUGUAAAUAUUCCAUUAAGUAAUAUCGCUACAUACAUAGCUACCACAGUAUAAUUCAAAGUGAUCUAGAAAGUAUACUGAAAUGUUACUGUGUUCUAACUUGUAGCAAGAAGGUGGUUGUAGUAUGAAGCGGUUAAUUGCAACAAAAGUCAUGAUGGAGUAAUAUCAGACUGGGUGUAAAACUGAUGAGCUGCCAAGGGUCCAUCAGAGUCCUGGGAAUGGGCCAAUGGUACUGUGGAAAAAUACUGAUAAAACAAAAUAUUAUAGUCACAUUUUAAAUAUAUUAAUAGAUUCUAAAUCAUUACCUAAGUAAAAAUACUCAACAGUAUGAAUUGAUCUUAGAUAAAUAAUUGAUACCCUUGAUUGAAUUCCCAGACAUAGCAGUUGAUAUCCUUUCAGAAAUUCGAAAAAUUUUUCUUUGGAGAACUUUUACCACAUGGAUAACUGAUAUACAAGACUGUGCCAUUGCCUACCUAGUGGAAUAUAAUAAAAAAGAAUAUAGAUCUAUAUUUACAAUUAGAAGAAAUAUGCUUUAAUUAACUUACUUGGAUUGGAUAAAUUUACAGUCAAAUGUCUGUAUUAUUGAGGCAACAGUUAAUAGAACUAUGAAUGUCUUUCAAAACAUAAAGCUCUCAAAGGUGAUAUAUUUUUCCUAAAGAAAAUCUGAAUUUCGUAUCAACCCUAAAUGAAAACUUUUAUGUAUUGGGUACAUUCACAUCUUUUGUGUGUAAGUAUUAUGCUACAAAAUACCAAAGUAGUGAGUAAAGUUUUCCAAAAAGGGAUUAAAGAAAAACCAUAUUCUGUGCAAUCUCCUAUGUCAUGCAUCUUUUGAUGUUGUUUUCAGUGGCCCAGCACCACAAGAAAGACUUGUAAGCCAAUGUUUUUCUUUUGCUGUUGGGAGCGACUGACUAGUGUGUUGUUGGGUGUUUUAUUGCAUGACUCAUUGAAUGUCUUUCCCAUUAGAGUUAAGGAUGAGAUUUUCUUUAUGUUUCCAAGUUUGUCCUGGCUUUAUAAGUGGACUGGUUCCAUUUCUUGUUUGAUUUGCAUUUGAUUUGUAGACACAGGACAGUUGUCAAUGAACAGUGCUCUUCACAGCUUAAUUCUGUGAUAGAAUUCUGUGUUACAAAGUUAUGAAUAUUUUGUGCUUGUACUUUGUUUCUUUGACUUCUUAAUUGUUCUGGUUUCCAUGGUGCUCCUUUGACUCAAAUAAACUUUUAAUAAUGAUUCCAAAGGCCUUAAAGCUGCUCUCGACUACCCCACCCCCUCCAUUGUUUCUUCCUAUAUAUAUAAGUUUUAGACAAUAACUGAGAAAAACUGCUUAAUGUACUUCAUCUUUGCAUUUUUAUCAACCUAUUUUAAAUACCUAUGUUGGAUAAAGUAAAUGGUAGACAUAGUGAUAAAAUUAUCUCCUUUUAUUUUCUUAUGAUAUUCAGAGACAGAUUAAGCAUGGAGCUUUAACAAUUGAAUAGGUUUGCAGAUGCUCAGCGCUGUAUUCAAUCUUCCUGUUCACACUCUGUCAUUGCCUCCUGACAUAACUGAUUGGAAAUGUUAGAAACAUGAGUGUUUUACAUGCAGAUGGAGAUUGCUUAUGGUGUAACUGUUAAGUUUUUUUAAAAGCUUGCUUUAUUACUGUACUUUGUGAGAUUUGCAACAAUUUAAAGAACGUUGAUCUGCGAAGGAAGAUCACUUCAACAGUAUAGUUCCUUCUGCUUAUCACGGAUUGGGAUGUUUUUUUCCGAUGAAACUCAUGGAGCUACUCCUUGAACAUGAUUGUAGAAUUAUUAUUUAAGUAUGUACAUUUAUGUG
Molecule: messenger RNA, 8919 nt
Organism: Mobula hypostoma (lesser devil ray)
Lineage: Eukaryota; Metazoa; Chordata; Chondrichthyes; Myliobatiformes; Myliobatidae
Gene: col22a1
Product: collagen, type XXII, alpha 1
Exons: 64
Coding region: 143-4909 (1588 amino acids)
Source: RefSeq, a predicted model, not a curated record